AUGGUUAACACCACGACUACAGCGGGCCUCAUCAGUGUCGUUCUUCUGGUUCGCCAAGGCGAUAUAACAGAAUACUACCAAAACCUCAAUACGUUCAACGCUACUCAAGCAUACAUAACUCCCCUUGAAUCGCAACGAGAAUUCGAACUCGGGCGCUUCCUUCGUAAUAUAUACCUCAACCCCGUUCGUGCAGAUGCUGGUGGAGCAGAUGUUGUCUUUGGCUCCGCGUAUGCUCUGCUUCAGGGUCUAUAUCCGUCCACAAAGAAGUCAGAAAUGACCUUGGGGAAUGGGCAAACGUGCAAUCUUUGGAGUUUUGGCAAGCUCCUUCUCUUACGAGCUGGAUGGAUUGCGAAUGCAUCUGCAUUCAAAAACAUGACCAUCGCAGUCGAGCCCUUCCUUACUGCCCCAAAACCUUACUUGGGGAGCGUCAGUGACGACUUGACGAACAUAAUAUAUGACCAUGUGAACGUCCAGUAUGCCCAUAACAAGGCCUGUUAUAAAACCCUGCCUGCGACUUUCCUGGAACAGGCUCGCCAUUAUGCUAAUUGCGUCCAAAACAAUGUCUUCACCGAUUCUUAUGGCAUCGGCACAAUUGCCAUUCGCACUCUUUUCCCGGAGAUCUUCUGGGCCUUGGGUAACAUGACCCAACCUUCUAACAAAGUCAAGAUUUCUAUUCAGGAUGUCGACUACCAGCCAUUCAUCAGUUUGUUCAACGUGACAAACGCUAUCAUGACUGUUCCUGACAUUGCUGGUAUCGACAGCGAGUUCCGUCAGCUCAAAAUGUUUGGCAACACGAGCAUCGCCCUCAACAGUUCCAUUCACCAUCUUGCUUGGACCGCAAUCAAUUCAACUAUCAACUGGUGCUUUGCGUGCAAUCAGACUGUUCUGCGCGGAUGCUCUGACUUUGACUAUGGCAACGAUCCCUUCUUGCACCCUGGCACCUAGAUGUCGUAAAAUUAUCUGGUGUCUUUUAGUUUGCUGUGAUUUAAUUGAAUCAUUUUCGUGAUUCA
Suillus paluster is the source of this 1010-nucleotide messenger RNA. RefSeq lists its product as uncharacterized. The coding region runs from base 1 to 945 and encodes 314 amino acids. The record is from RefSeq and is a predicted model, not a curated record. The transcript has 9 exons. Lineage: Eukaryota; Fungi; Basidiomycota; Agaricomycetes; Boletales; Suillaceae.